CGCCAUAUUUACUUUUGAAUGAGGGCUGCGGAAAGUGUUUGUAAACGGUGGCUGUGGGAUGAGAGGAGAGAUCAAAGUGUUUCGUUACCGUUAAUGCUAUCGAGAAUGGUUGGGAAAUCAUUUCGCUAAGGAUCGUGGCAACGUUGCUGGCGAUCGAAUCGGUGCAGACAAGCAGCAGAGAGUCCGGAAGAAAGUCCUUGGGGCAUGAGUAUCGAAGUGAACUUUGAAAACCUUACUUCUCACCAAAUGGACUUUUCAAACAAUACUAUUGAAAGCCAAUGCGUCCAAAGGCCACUAGAGCGGGGAAUAACUUCUUUCAACUUUCCCAAGACGAAGUCAGCGUUAUGGGAUCCAACACCGCUUGGUGAUGCAAUAAGUAUACAGCUAACCUAUUAUAGAAACCCGAAGCUGCUUGUGGCAGAAAAGAUCUUGCGUCUUGUCCAUCGUCAUGCCAAACAGAGUGGAAGAAAAAUAUUCUCCUGUUUUCUACUUGGGUCAUUUGUUGUAGAUGAUGAUGAGGAAGGUGUUACAUUAACUGUAGAUCGUCUUGAUCCUGGGCGAGAAGCAGGGCAUUCAGAUAAAGUACCUACAGCUCCUCUUCCUGAAGAUUUCAUCAUUCCAUGUAUAAUUGAUACUCGAGGACUUGUUUCCAGAGACACCAAAGUUUAUUCAUCUGAGGAUUUCAAAACUACGUUUAAGAUGCUGUGCCAUUAUUGCUGUAGCAAGGAAACAAUUGACUCUUCCAGACUCCUUGUGUUGAGAGGAUGCAUUAACUGCUUUGAGAACUUGGAUAAUCUAAGCUUGGAACUUCAAUGGGCAGCUGUUACAGUAGCAAUCACAUUUGAUGCCACUCCAGUCAAUGCAGUUCCCAUAAUUCCUACAGCUUUGGCAAGAAAUUUAACCAGCCCGUUAAAUAUUGCUUAUGUUCAAGGGACAUACAAGUUUGGGUACCUUACAAUGGAUCAGACUCGCAAGCUUCUGUUAAUGCUUGAAUCGGAUCCCAAAGUGUUCACUUUGCCUUUAGUAGGAAUUUGGGUGAGUGGUGCAACCUAUGUACAUAGUCCACAAGUCUGGGCCUGCUGUCUACGCUAUCUAUUCAGUUCUUCCAUUCAAGAGAGAGUUUUCUGGACUGAACAGAAACGUUUUCUUCUAGUUGUCUAUUCAGUUACGCACAGACAGCCAGAGUUCUAUGAAAUCCAUCCUUGCCAUGAGCAUCAGAAACUAGAUUUCCAGCUGCUUACCAGUACAGAAGUAUUAAAUCUUUGCACAAGCAUUGAGUCUUCAGGAAAACAGCUCACUGAAUUUGAACUAAGUGCUGAAAAUAAAAAUCCAGAAAGUGAUUUAUUUAAGGAAGUGGUUAGCAAUAUUAUGGGCACGCCCCUUCAGUGUGACAUGCUUUCAAACAAAAAAUCAGUUGGUGACAAUGAUUCUGGUGUUGAGGAAGAUGACCUAUCUCCAAGACCAACACCAAGUCCACACCCAGUUGGACAAAAGUUUCCAAGAGUCUAUCCUUCUGUGCCUGAGCUGUCACUUGUAUUUGAUGGAAGUUUUAUAGAGUCAAAGUAUACUCCAACAAGAGUACAACAAAAUAAAUUGCAACAGACAAUGAAAACCCAUGAAGCAUCUAGGACUUUUAAUGCAAGCAAACAACCUUCCAAAAAUGGGCAGCAGGGAGUGAUGUCCCAAGUUGUACCUCCUCCAUUAAAACACAAUCUGAUUCUUUCACAUGGAUCAACAACAACUGUUAAGUCUUGUAACGAAAAAACAACAAAGUCACAAUCAAAAAGCAGUCAUUUUGCCAGGAAGAGUCCUGGGUCGUCGUCGUCGUCGUCGUCGUCGUCGUCGUCCUGCUCUACUCCUCCAAGUGGACCUUCACCCGACAAUUCUAUAGAACAACCAAAGAUGGUUAUGUCCACUGAUAAAGCUGAUCCAAUAAAGAAUCCUAUUUUGAGUAAAGGAGGGAUUGCUCCCAGGCUUCGGCAAUCUAUGUCUGACACACAGCAACCACAAGGACCAACUUCUCCCAACAAAUCCAGUCAACAUUCGUUACAGUACAUUCCUAAUUUUCCAUCUCAUUCUCCUUCUGAAAUGCAGAAUUUAGGAUUUCCACCACACUUUCACAUGCCAUACCCAACGAGCUACUGUAAUUGCUGCCAACGUCAUGGACCCUGCUGUGGACCUUCAUCGAAUUCUAAUUGGCAAGGAAAUACUCCAGCGUAUGGCUCAAAAGGAAUCCACUCACUACCUUGUCAUGAAUGUAGUCCUACAUCAUGCCCACAAACUUGUUUACCAAAUUCUCACUGUAGUAUUGUGUGUGCGAAUAACAAUUCAAUAAACCAGAGCUUACCUGGACAAAUAGGAAGCACAUCACUUUCAAACAGCAGUUUGAUGAAUUCACCUGGUGGCUCCUACACUCCUCCACUAAAUCGGUGUAAAACGUGCACAGGACCUUCUGCCUGUUUACACUUUCCCAUCGGAAGACUAGAGCAUGACCAAGAAGGAAAUGUAACAAUGGGAUUGCCUGUUAAUGCUUACAAGAUUCUUGUGGAACAGGAUAGACAACUAAAGCUCCUCCAAGCUCAGAUUCAACGACUCUUGGGCAGGCAGCAAUGUGGUGUUGCAGCUCCUGUGACACAUUGCUCUUCUAAAAAUAUUGGCAUUUCUGACUGUCUCCCUGGCUGUGGCGAGCAAAUGGAAUUUGUUGCUAUGGAAACCCAGACAUCUCCUGGAAUCCACAUGAAAAAAAGUGUCAGCAUUGCAGUAAGCACAGGUGCCAGUUUGUUCUUGGUUCCAUCUGAGGAACACGAGGUACAUCAAACUGUACGGAACCUCCAGCUGAAUGAUUCUGGAUUAUCCGAUGAAGAAAUGGCUGUCUCCGUUAAAACUGAUGAUACCAGCCGCACCAGUAUUUCUUCAUCUUCUGUGAAUGAAGUGGACAUCCACAGCUUUGUGGAGAGCAGUCAGAAUACAACAGAUACACCAGAUCAAGUUAUUAGUGUUCAAAGCUGUACACCUGAAGGUACAAAAAGCUGCUGGGAGUUUCAUGUUGAUUCUCUGAGUCCAAUGCUUGGGGAGAGUGCAAGUACCUGUCUGAAAAGUAGCCCAUCUGAAGUUCCACGUCAUAUGGAUAAUAACAAAACAGAGAAAUAUGAUGUUAGCACAGAAUCGCACAAUAACUCUCCAUUUCAAGAUGAGAGAACAUUUUACCAAAACUUAAUGGGCCAGGUAAACCAACUAUUAGAGUCAUCUCCUGAAAAACAAAAUGAAGUGGAGAAUAAAGCUGCUGAAUCAGAAAUCUCUGUGCGGAGCAGUGACACUAGGAACAAACAAUCUGAACGCCAGACCAGUCAGAAGGAAGACUAUGAUGUGUUGAGUGCAACUGUGAAACAGCUGAAGAAAAUGGGAGUGAAAAUUGAUCUUGACUUUGCCAGCAUGACCAAGAGCAAAAUUGAAAAUGCAAGCACGUUGGCUCGCAUAAACCCUGAAGCAGUUAUCCCAAGGUUGAACUACAUGUCCUUCGUCAAUGUUGGUGCAAGUGAACUUGGAGCUGCUGGAGUUGACCUUAGCAUGGAGGCCAAUGCUAUCGCUCUGAAGUACUUGAAUGAUGCUCAGCUUUCCCAGAUAUCUCUCAGACAUAGUGGUAAUUGUGAAUCAACAUCCCCAAAUAACUUACUGGAAAUGAACACGGACAGAAGCAUGGUAGGCCUGAGCCUAAUUUCACCCAAUAACAUGUCAUUUGCCACACGCAAAUACAUGAGGAGAUAUGGACUCAUGGAAGAAGCAUAUAGCAGUGAAGAGGAGGAUCGUUUGUCAGAUUCUACUAUACAGCCCAUAAAAUCUGAUUCAGAAAUUUUUUCUGCUAAAAAAGGAAGUUCUGAAAAAGUGGUUGACAUCCAGCUUAAGAACUGUUGUACAGUAGAGUCUUUCUCCAAGGCAGAUGGGAACAUUCUUAGAAACAUUACUAAUGAAGUUGCUUCUUCAAAACCACAAAGUGUGGAUACACAGGACCGACAUUGUCAGCAGACUCAAAAUAAUUCAAAACCUAAAAUGAAUAAGUUUGCCGAAGAAGUCAGUUAUAUCCAAAACCCUGAAAAAGAAAAUGGAAUUGAACGAAUUCCGGACUUUUCCAAGAAAUUGAGACCAAAUGUAUUAGAGAAACACAAGUCUACAAAAAGCAGUGAUGCAGUGGGCAACAUUCUGGAUGUAAAUCGGCUCCGACAACUACCCAAACUGUUUUAAUUAACCGGACUGUUGCAACAUCUGAUUUAAAAGCCAAAACAUUUUCCAAAAAACAAACUAUUUUGAAGACACCAUUUUUCAUACAAAAAUGGUCAAGAUUACACAUAAUGUAUAGGUCAGUUAAAUAUUCAACUUUUAGUAAAGGAUUGCAUAUGUAAAAUGACAAUAUCACCAGUUAUUAACUGGAAAUUACAAUGCAGUUGAAAGUCCAUUGUAAAUAUUCUGGAUAGCUCCUGCUAUAACUUGUUUAUAUAACUUAUGGGGUUUUUUUUGCUUGGCAGAAACUUGUGUAGUACGACUGUCUUGGGAUUAUAAUCAGUGGAUAAAUAUAGUUGUGUAGAUUUUAUACUGGCUAAGGUCAGUGACAAGCAAGCAAUCGACUACAACAAUAAACAUGGAGACCUGCAAUUCAUACUGAGUUUGUUUGCUCAGUGAGUAAUUCUAAUUUCAUGUUCCCAUUCAGCAUUUUUCUGCAUUGUGACCUGUGGAGAACAAAAUGAGAAGUAAAUCUCCCUUAGAGCAUGCUUCCAAAAUUUCAUAAGGCUUGCUUUGUCUGUACUUGACAAUUAAUUUUGAAUUAUUGCUGGAUUGAAAACUCAUAAUUCUUUAUAUACAAAGCGCAUGUAAAGUAUCAUGAAUGUGUGAUAAUGCAAGACAAACCACACCAUAAAGGGGAAGUGAAUCUAUAGUGUGGUAUAAAUGCAGUAUCUUUCAGGUGGAUUAGAGUUUAUGACUGGGUAGGGAAGUAGGAAACUUGAUGUCAACUCAAAAAUGUGAUUAUUGGAGAAAGCUGUAGUUUUGACAAUCCAAUUUUGCUCCCCUCCACUAAAUCGAAAUUGCCAGUGAAUGAAUUCUUGUUUUUGAUUGAAACAUUUUGUAGCUUAAGUUUACAGAAAUUCAAGGAUAUUCGUGUUUUCUUUACAUUUCUGUGUGAGGUGUUUAUCAAUGUUUCAAUUUGAGAUUUGUGCUUUUGGUCAGUUUGUCGUACAGAACCAUUAGAUCAAUUCGUACCUUUCUGUGACUUCUGCAAGUUAUUUUGUUUAAUCACUGGAUUUUGUGGACCAUUUAUAAAUAAAACAUUGCAUAAUUUC
Rhincodon typus (whale shark) is the source of this 5330-nucleotide messenger RNA. RefSeq names its product STIL centriolar assembly protein (gene stil). The transcript has 17 exons. Gene Ontology annotation, cellular component: centrosome; centriole. NCBI's taxonomy places the organism in Eukaryota, Metazoa, Chordata, Chondrichthyes, Orectolobiformes, Rhincodontidae. The record is from RefSeq and is a predicted model, not a curated record. Gene Ontology annotation, biological process: mitotic spindle organization; smoothened signaling pathway; protein localization to centrosome. Bases 205 to 4239 code for a protein of 1344 amino acids.